AUGGACGCUCGAACCUCAACAUCAGAUUCUGCCAGCUUCGGCUUGAACCCGUCGAGCGGCGAUGUCAACAACAGCGCCACCCGGCUUCCAGGUCUCGCCGGUACACAGUCGGAAAAGCAGCUGACACAGCGAGAGCUCGCAGCACUCAGGACCAUCAAGCGCAAUGUCGACACGACCAAGUACGCCGGUUGGCUGUUGGGUGCUUCGGGCACAUGGAUUCUGCUGUCGCGACGCAAGCCUCCACCGAGGAUGAUUCCCAAGCUGGGAUGGUGUGUGGUAGGCGGUCUGGGUGGUUCUUUCUUGACCAUGCCCGCGGGUAUCUUGCUCAGCAGGAAUGUGUUGAGGGACGUCGAGGAUCCCCAGCACUUGAGAAAGGUGCUGGCCGGGGCGAUCGAAGAGCAGCGACAGGGGAGGAAGCCUCAGGUAGGCGUCGCACCACCCAAGGGCCUGAAUGGCGAGUCGGAUUUCGAGCAGGCACAGCAGCAGGCGGAGUGGGGUGGUGAACAGAGCGCGCAGAACUACACUGCUGGAUUCGAUAAUGAGAAUGUUGCAGCCAACACCGUUACCGCUCACUCGACAGCACAGGGAUCUACCAGCAUACGCAGUGGAGGUAACACCAGCGACAGGAGCGGUACGCCUAGACCGCCUGCUGAUGCAGCGCCCGAUGGAACGGGACCCGGUACAAGAUGGGCCCAACUGCGAGGUGAGAGAGGCGUGGAGCCUAGCAAGUGGGAACGCAUUCGGCAGGACAACGCUCGUACAGCCUAUAGUCGUUCCACUGCCGCCUCGUCUGAUGCGGAGCAGAGCAACUGGCAAGACCUGUCAUCCUCGUACAACAACAACUCGCAGAGCAGCUCGGAGCAACAACAAACAGACAAGAGAUUCAGCUCCUCCCGAACACCACCUCGUAGCACUGACGAGCCGGUGAUGACGCUCUCUGGUGCUGAGGACGAUCCUCGCUGGUCUUCACCCGCCACUUUCUCACCACGAUCGAGCGGAUGGGGCAACAACGAGUUGCUUGACGAUCCCGCCGCACAGUCCCAGACGCGACGAGGUCCCGGAUCUACACGCAGCUAUGGUAUCCUCUCGGUUCUCGAGGAAACAUCUUCUAACACAGCCUCUGAAUACCAGCUGGAAUCCGAUGCACCCAUUCAAGUGGUCAAAGGAUCGCUCCUCAGUGCUCUCGCCGGCGGAACUUGCGGAUCGAUCUACGGCGUUCUCAAAGGACGUCAAGGAGCAGGAACCGUACUGGGCACACGAAUGGCUUUCAGCACGUUUUGUUUUGCAUUUCCGUUCUUCGCCGUACGCGAGUACAUUCUGUCGCCCAUCCUGAAGCGUACUUCGAGCGGACCGGAUCCGGCGAAUCGACACAUGCGCCUAAGUGCAGUCGCUAAGAACCGCCACACGCACAAUUUGAUCGCUUCGGGUCUGGCUGGUGCGGUGGUAGGGGCUGGUGCGGCUGGUUUUACGCGUGGGCCAGCGGCGAUUCAUAAGGGUGCUCUCACUUUCGGUCUCGCAUGUACCGGUCUACAGCUGGUCGGCAACCAAGCAAGAAUCGUAAGAGAUACCAUCAUCCGUCGUACUCCUCGUCCCGUACCUGUGCCAGACAGCAUGUCCGCACACCACGUCUUGAGCGACCCACCCGCCCCGGCCCCCCCAGCACCAUCGGCGUCGGAAGAUGUCCAGCCAGAAGCAUCCACGCACGACGAAGCAAAGCAAGCAGAUCAGCGAGAUUGGCUGUCCAAAGUCAAACGUGCAAUGCCGAUCCGAAGCGUGUCGGAUCAGGACUAUGAAGAGAAGCUCAAGCACAGGUUGGCCAACGUCAACCACAGAAUGGCCGAUAUCGAAAUCGAGAUUCGCGAGAUCGAGGAGUUGUUGAAGCAGCAGCAGGAAAAGGCGCGGAAGCAGGAUUGA
This is a messenger RNA of Mycosarcoma maydis (corn smut), 1914 nucleotides long. RefSeq lists its product as uncharacterized. The transcript has a single exon. Bases 1 to 1914 code for a protein of 637 amino acids. The record is from RefSeq and is a predicted model, not a curated record. Lineage: Eukaryota; Fungi; Basidiomycota; Ustilaginomycetes; Ustilaginales.